UUCCAUAACAGUCUCAUUAAGUUCUUCUAUUUAUACCUCUGUUUCUUCUUGGUCGCUUACUGGUUACUUACUAGUAAGCCAUUAACAUAGCAAUGUUAUCUUCUUCUUCUUCGUUUUAUUCUGUUCUUCUUGUUUUGUUGUUAUGUUUACACUCCUCUGAUGCCGCGGCCGCCAAGAUUGGCCAGGGCUACCGUUUGGUCUCCAUUGAGGAAACCCCUGAUGGAGGCAUUGUCGGUCUCCUUCAAGUCAAGCAAAAGAACCAAAUCUACGGUUCUGAUAUUACUAAUUUGCAGAUUUAUGUCAAGCAUGAAACUGAAGAUCGUUUGAGGGUACAUAUAACUGAUGCUGAUAAGCAAAGAUGGGAAAUACCGUACAAUUUAUUGCCAAGAGAACAACCACCAGCAAUGAAGCUAACCAUUUCAAAAUCUAGAAAGGACGGUGGUGGCUCAUUGCAAGUCUCGGAUUACUCGAGCAAUGAACUCAUCUUUAGCUACACCGCAGACCCAUUUAGCUUUAUGGUGAAAAGAAAAUCUAAUGGGGAUAUUCUUUUCAACUCAAAGUCUGAUAAAUCAGACCCAUUUGGUGAAAUGGUAUUUAAAGAUCAGUACAUUGAAAUCUCCACAAAGUUACCAAAAGAUGCCUCACUGUACGGUCUAGGAGAGAACACACAACCUCAUGGGAUCAAACUCUAUCCAAAUGAUCCAUACACUCUGUACACAACUGAUGUAUCAGCCAUUAAUCUCAACACUGAUCUUUACGGGUCUCAUCCUGUGUAUAUGGAUCUCAGGAAUGUGGGUGGGCAGCCCAAUGCACAUGCCGUUCUUUUGCUUAACAGUAAUGGCAUGGAUGUCUUCUAUACAGCGACUUCUUUAACAUACAAGAUUAUUGGGGGUGUUUUGGACUUUUACUUCUUUGCAGGGCCAACACCUCUCGCCGUUGUUGAUCAAUAUACCGCCUUUAUUGGCAGACCUGCUCCAAUGCCUUACUGGUCUCUAGGAUUCCACCAAUGCAGAUGGGGUUACCACAACCUGUCUGUUGUUGAAGAUGUUGUUGCAAACUACCAGAAGGCUCAAAUUCCCCUUGAUGUGAUCUGGAAUGAUGAUGAUCACAUGGAUGGGCACAAGGAUUUUACUCUCAACCCUAACAACUACCCUCGUCCAAAGCUUUUGGCAUUCCUGGACAAAAUACACAGCAUGGGCAUGAAGUACAUUGUCAUUAUUGAUCCUGGAAUUGCUGUUAAUUCUAGCUAUGGUGUGUACCAAAGAGCUAUAGCCAAUGAUGUUUUCAUCAAGUAUGAAGGUGAACCCUACUUGGCUCAAGUUUGGCCUGGUGCUGUCAACUUUCCUGACUUCCUCAACCCAAAAACAGUUCAAUGGUGGGGUGAUGAAAUUCGCCGUUUUCAUGAACUUGUCCCCGUGAAUGGCCUAUGGAUUGAUAUGAACGAAGCAUCAAAUUUUUGUUCUGGACUUUGCAAAAUACCAAAGGGCAAGCAAUGUCCAACUGGGAGUGGACCUGGUUGGGUCUGCUGCUUGGACUGCAAAAACAUAACAAAUACAAGAUGGGAUGAUCCACCUUACAAGAUCAAUGCAUCGGGAACUCAAGUGCCUAUAGGAUUCAAAACCAUUGCCACUAGUGCAUAUCACUAUAAUGGUGUUUUGGAGUAUGAUGCACACAGUCUUUAUGGAUUCUCUCAAUCUAUUGCAACUCACCAGGCUCUUCAAGGGCUUGAAGGAAAGCGACCGUUUAUACUAUCACGCUCCACUUUUGUUGGAUCAGGUAAAUAUGCUGCUCAUUGGACAGGCGAUAAUAAGGGCACUUGGGAAGAUUUAAAGUAUUCUAUUUCUACCAUGCUAAAUUUUGGCAUAUUUGGGGUGCCAAUGGUUGGUUCAGAUAUAUGUGGGUUCUAUCCUGCACCCACAGAAGAGCUUUGUAACCGGUGGAUAGAAGUAGGUGCAUUCUACCCCUUCUCAAGGGAUCAUGCAAACUUCUACUCCCCAAGACAGGAGCUUUAUCAGUGGGAAUCAGUUGCGGAAUCUGCCCGAAAUGCUCUGGGUAUGAGGUAUAAACUGCUUCCUCACCUCUACACAUUGAACUUCGAAGCUCAUAGUACCGGAGCCCCGAUUGCCAGGCCACUUUUCUUCACAUUCAGCAAUUACACUGAUUGUUAUGGGUUGAGCACCCAAUUCUUACUUGGAAGCAGUAUCAUGGUGUCUCCAGUUCUUGAGCAGGGGAAAACAAAUGUUAAAGCACUCUUUCCCCCGGGUACUUGGUACAAUUUAUUUGAUAUGUCACAAAUAAUCAUGUCAAAAGAGGGAAAAUAUGUUACACUUGAUGCACCUUUACAUGUGGUUAAUGUGCAUUUGUAUCAGAAUACCAUACUUCCAAUUCAGCAAGGAGGACUGAUUUCUAAGGAAGCUAGAAAGACUCCUUUUACCCUCAUAGUGACCUUCCCAGCAGCAGCGUCUGAUGGUCAAGCCAAAGGGAACCUUUUCCUUGAUGAAGAUGAGCUUCCAGAGAUGAAACUCGGAAAUGGGUACUCUACUUAUGUUGAUUUCUAUGCGACUGUGAGCAAAGGAACCGUGAAGGUUUGGUCUGAAGUUCAGGAAGGCAAGUAUGCUUUAGACCAGGGUUUGAUUGUUGAGAAGAUAACUGUUUUGGGAUUAGAUGGAAGUGCACAGGCAGCUACACUUGAGGUUAAUGGAAACAAAGUAGAUGAUGCGUCGAAAAUACAAAUUAGUGCAGCGGAACAGAAGCACCUGGAUGAGGUGGAAGAUGGAGCACAUAAGCAGAAGACAUUGAUGAUACAGGUUAUCGGUCUUGAAAUUCCUGUAGGUAAAAAUUUUGCUAUGUCCUGGAAAAUGGGGGUCAAAGCUUAAGGGAGUGAAGGUGGUGUGCUAUUAAUUUCACAGUGCUUAAUUAGGUCAUUGUCGGUUUUGUGUCUAAGUAUCAGGGUGGUGGUUGAUGGAAAAGAGACGAGCUCAAAUGAUGCUCUCCAAUAACUUGGAGUGUCUUAAAUUGAUGUUGUAGCUGAAUUGCAGUACUUAAGCCAAUUUCAAGUCGGUUAAAAUUA
Molecule: messenger RNA, 3070 nt
Organism: Pistacia vera
Lineage: Eukaryota; Viridiplantae; Streptophyta; Magnoliopsida; Sapindales; Anacardiaceae
Product: alpha-xylosidase 1-like
Exons: 3
Coding region: 93-2876 (927 amino acids)
Biological process (GO): carbohydrate metabolic process
Molecular function (GO): hydrolase activity, hydrolyzing O-glycosyl compounds; carbohydrate binding
Source: RefSeq, a predicted model, not a curated record